Molecule: messenger RNA, 1644 nt
Organism: Pieris macdunnoughi
Lineage: Eukaryota; Metazoa; Arthropoda; Insecta; Lepidoptera; Pieridae
Source: the annotation of a GenBank genome assembly
AUGUCUGUGUCAUUGUGUGUACUGCGAAUUGAAAUGGAUGAAGAGCAUCCAGAGAUGGGAGACAAUGCAACAGAAAUAGAGUUUGCUAAAGAACAAAAGAAAAAAGAUCGUGGAGCUCGCGAAUCUAAAACAAUCACAGUUGAAACCUAUGCAAGCAUCCUUAGUGGCCCAAAUUCAGUAUCUGGAAUACUGCCGACGAGCUCACGUCGGGCUACCACUGAGGGAAGUGUUUCCGAUGAAAAUGAUGUCAUAAGCUUUUUUUGUGGCAAUCCACUGGUGGAAGUCACUAAAGGAGUCCUACAUUUAUAUAAAGAAAAUGAACUAAAAGAAGCUGAAGAAGCAAAAACAUUAUGCCUUCUAUCAGUUCCGGGAGCUCUCGGUGCUCCUGACUUGCUGGCAUUUGCUGCUGCCUGUCAACAAGACAUUGCACAUGUGCGUGUACUUCGAGAUGGUUCACCUGAUCACUAUAUGGCACUCCUUACUUUCCGCACAAGUGCUGCUGCUCGAGAAUUCCACUCCGCUUUUGAUGGUGUGCCAUACAGUAGCUUAGAGCCUGCAGCCCUGUGCCACACGGCUUGGGUCUCACGGGUUGAGUAUGCACGUGAUGGAGCACCCCCACCGACACAUACUGAGUUGCCUACUUGCCCUGUCUGCCUAGAGCGUAUGGACGAGAGCGUAGCGGGCGUCCUGAGCGUGCAAUGCGCUCACUCGUUCCACGCAGAAUGCCUCAUGGGGUGGCGGGACGCUCGCUGCCCGGUCUGCCGAUGCGCUCAAACGCCGGAGCCCCGCGACUGCGCCAAGUGUCUCGCCUGCGAGUCCUUGGCCGCCCAAGAGGGUGAGACGGAAGAGACAGGUGAGCCCCGAGACACGCCCUGCGGAGUGGCCGAAGGGAUGCUCGAAGUGGAGGCCGGUACAAUGUGGAUCUGCCUCAUUUGUGGUCAUGUGGGCUGUGGACGGUACGAGAAGGGUCACGCCGCCAAGCACUUCAUGUUAUCCAACCACACAUACGCACUGCAGCUCGGUUCAAACCGCGUGUGGGACUACGCAGGUGACAACUUCGUCCACCGCCUGGUGCAAAACAAGGCAGACGGCAAACUGGUCGCCGCAGAGGGCCGCACCUCCGACCCUGAACCCGCCUGUGGAGACAAGCUGGAGUUCACCUAUCUGCUCACUCAUCACUUGGACACGCAGAGGAUACAUUACGAAGAGAGAAUCGCUAAGCUAGAACGGACUCACGAUGAAGAACGCGAAUCGUGGCGCGUGCGUUGCGAGAGCGCCGAAGCGGAGAGCGCCGCCCUUCGCGACCGCGCCAAAGCCAACGCCGCCGAGAAUAAGGCUCUCACGCACAAGGUCACGGCUCUCAACAACAAAGUGUCGAAGCUACAGUCGGAGCUGUCGGAGGAGCGAGGCUUGGCCACGGCGUUGGCGGGUAGCCAAGCCCAGUGGCAGGAGAGGGCCAGGGCGAAGGACGAAGCCUUCCGCAGAGAGAUCGAUGAACUGAAGGAGCAACUCCGCGACGUAAUGUUCUUCGUGGAGGCUCGAGGCACACUUCAGAACACCGAUCAGGCCUCGCAGCAGGAGAUCCAAGAAGCCAGCGUCACCGUUCAACCGCCGAAACAGAAGCCCCGAAGGAAGAAGCGAUAA